Fusarium venenatum is the source of this 384-nucleotide messenger RNA. The record is from RefSeq and is a predicted model, not a curated record. NCBI's taxonomy places the organism in Eukaryota, Fungi, Ascomycota, Sordariomycetes, Hypocreales, Nectriaceae.
AUGGACAAAGAAACAUCGACGCUUCAAGAUGCUUUUAAACCCCAAAUGGCCGAGGUAAAUUGCACAAACCCUUCAACGCCAGGAGAUCUGUGGUAUCAGAUCUUACAUAUCUGGCGCAGUCCAGACUCAGGUCUCGUCAAGGCGUCACACCUAUUUCCUAGACGACAAGCAAGAUUCAUGAACUCCAUCUUUGGAGACGGUGCUAGCCGAGAUUUAUUUUUACCUUGCAAUGGUUUAUUCCUACAUCCAGCGAUUGAGAAAGCCCUUCACAGCGGGUAUAUAGCUAUUAUUCCCGACAUGGGACUUAAUGAUUGGUUCCAAUGGUGGGACAUAGCCAAUUUAUCCCAAAUGGAGGUCCCAAGAGGGGAGCAUUACGUGCGGUAG